AUGUCCGGACCAAACAAGUACGGAGAGUGGAUCCUGGAAACAAUCGACUCUCUCCGCUCGCGGAAAGCGCGCCCGGAUCUGGAGCGGAUUUGUCGAAUGGUCCGUAGACGACACGGGUCAGACCCAGACCGAACCCGGGUAGAACUGGAAAAACUGAUUCAAGAACAGACUGUGCUUAAAGUUAGCUACAAGGGCUCCAUCUCUUACCGGAAUGCGGCUAAGGUUCAGAGGAAAAGCAGAAAGAAGAUUGAAGACGUUAUAUACAACAACAGCAGCAACGGCGACAGCGCGCUCAGCUUCACCGAUCAGGAGGACGACUCGGAGCCCAGCCCGUCUCGACUGCAAACGGCGGCCGGCAAGCAGCACGCUUCUCCGGGCAGCCCGAGGAGCGUCGCGAGUGCAUCGCACGGAGAUGCACUCGGGCGAGAAAAGCCGGCCGGGGAUGACACCCGCAACCAAACUUACAAGCACACGGUUGCCCAGCAGUCGGAACUUCCCGGAUGGCAGUCGGACCCGGGCGACCCGCUGGGACAGGGACAGGCUUCGGUCCGCAGCCUGUCCGAGAAGCGCCUCCAGGGGACCGCCGCUCCCGUCGCCGCCGCCACAAAAGGCCCCGUCAAGCCGCUCGGGCUCAAGGAGAUUUUGGGCUAUCUGAGCAACCAGGAGGAGCGUUUCUCCGAGGAAAAGCUGACGAGGGGCAAAGUCAAAGUGGUUAUGGAAAGAGAGGUGGCCCGGGGCAGGCUGCGCAAGACCCGCUGCGGGAACAUCACUCUUCCCCUCAGGGGGAUGACGACAACGAAAGCGUCCGCCGGGAGUCUCACGCUGCAGCCCGCGAUAAAGAGUUCCGCGCAGAAUACUCAGAGAGGUAAAAAAGAACCCUUGCCGUCUUUCCAGGAGAGUGAGCCGAUGGAGGAAGAUGAUGUGCAAGAGGACAGUGAAGAAGAGGAGAAUCCCCGGAGUUCUAAUGAAGAAGCUGGACUUUCCCUGAUUGCCAUGGCAACCACAGCAGCCCUGGUUGAGAAAGCCAGUGAAGAACGUGAGAUCCAGAAACCAUCGGAAAAGGAAAGCGUCUGUCGUCAUCCAAAUCAUGACAAAGAUGCCUCUUCAGUUACGAAUCCCCGCAGUAUGACUGGGUGUUCCCCUCCUUUGGAUGCUCCUGCGUCGAUGUGCAUUACAGCAUUUGUGCAAGAAAGACCUGCUACACCCAAUCAGCUGCCUAUGGACAUCCAGAGUCAGAUCCAGCACACCCAGUCAAGCUUUAUCGAUGUUGAAUGUAAAACUGAAGUAGGCGUGUCCUCCUGUUUGCUCACGCCCACGGCCUCCCCGAGAGAAACUGCCCUGCCUGAAGAACAAGGGACGAAUGGUGAAGUCAAUAACGGAGAGUGCAUAAAGAUUGAAGGAGUCAAGGGAAGCCCAAUGGACUGGACCGUGUCUGAUGUGGUCUCCUAUUUUACCACAGCUGGUUUUCCUGAGCAGGCCACUGCCUUUGGAGCACAGGAAAUCGAUGGAAAGUCUCUGCUCCUCAUGCAGCGCAAUGACGUUUUGACUGGCCUGUCAAUCAGGCUCGGCCCUGCUCUCAAAAUCUACGAGCGCCACGUGAAGGUUUUGCAAAAGACGCACUUUGACGACGUCGACUCCACAUGA
This is a messenger RNA of Nerophis lumbriciformis (worm pipefish), 1644 nucleotides long. The record is from RefSeq and is a predicted model, not a curated record. NCBI's taxonomy places the organism in Eukaryota, Metazoa, Chordata, Actinopteri, Syngnathiformes, Syngnathidae.